Messenger RNA from Colletotrichum fioriniae, 1443 nucleotides. RefSeq lists its product as uncharacterized. The record is from RefSeq and is a predicted model, not a curated record. Gene Ontology annotation, molecular function: oxidoreductase activity, acting on paired donors, with incorporation or reduction of molecular oxygen; heme binding; monooxygenase activity. NCBI's taxonomy places the organism in Eukaryota, Fungi, Ascomycota, Sordariomycetes, Glomerellales, Glomerellaceae.
AUGAUUGCAGAAGGACUCUUUGAGCGAUUCGAUGACAGAGCCUGUCGCAUAGUUGGUAUCUUGGCGGUCUUAGUCGUUUUCAUCUUCGUUCUGGACAAUGCGCGUUCGUACAUCCGGUUGAGACACAUCCCAGGACCAACUGCGGCAGCUCUCACAAACUUCAUCCGUCGAUCAUGGGUCAACACUGGCAACGCCCACGAGAUACACACCAAUCUACACAACAAAUAUGGCACCGUUGUGCGGUUUGGUCCCAAUGCCGUCAUGGUCUCCAAGCCUGAUGCGAUUGAGAAGAUCUACGGUUUUAAGAUAAGAUUUGAAAAGUCCGAGUUCUACGAUUCAAUAAUGCCAAGGAUUAAGGGUGGCAAGAUCCCAGACGUCUUCGCUACUCGCGACGAGGAUAUUCAUCGGCGAAUGAGGCGUCCCGUCGCCAAUCUGUACUCGCUCACAAGUCUGAUGUCGUUUGAGCCGGUCGUCGACUCUACUAUGCAACACCUGUUCGAGCGACUAGACGAGUUGUUUUUAGACAAGAAAGUUGAUGUCGACCUCUUCAAAUGGAUGCAAUAUUUCAUGUUCGACGUGCUUGGCGAAGUCACAUUCUCCAAGGAACUAGGAUGUCUCGAUAAAGGUGGCGAUGUUGAAGGCGUCAUUGAGAACAACUGGCGCUAUUUCAAUAUAAUUGCUGCGAAUACGCAGAUGCCUUGGCUUGACUGCCUGUGGAGAGACAACCCCCUGAUUCCCGUCUCCGCGAAAAGAAACCCACUGGUGGAGUUCGGUGCCGCUAGAAUCAGGGAGCGAAUGAAUCUGAUCGAGAGCGGCAAAGGCGACCUCGACCAAAAAGACUUCCUCUCCAGCUUCAUCGCCGAAAAUGCCAAAGACCGCACUCUCCCUGCAAUGUUCCUUCCCACCUGGGUCAAUUCCAAUAUCGUGGCAGGUGCAGACACGACAAGCAUUUUGUCUGGCGCCUUGUUAUACCAUCUCCUCAAAAACUCUGCCUCACUCGCAAAGCUUCAAAAGGAGAUCGACGAUGCCACCGCCGCGGGGCGACUCUCCAAAUUCGCGACUUGGAAAGAAUCUAAGGCUCUUACUUACUUUGACGCCUGCGUGAAAGAGGCCACUAGGAUGCAUCCACCGUUCGCCCUCCCUUUCGAGCGCGUAGUUCCAGACUGUGGACUGGAGAUCGACGGGUACCACAUUCCUCCGGGAACAAGAAUCGGUAUUAACCCGUGGUCGCUGCAUCGCGACGUAUCACUGUAUGGUGCCGAACCGGACCUCUGGCGACCCGAGAGAUGGCUGUGCGAUGAAGAGCAACACGCCACUAUGUAUAAUACACUUCUGACUCGCUACAAUAUACAAUUAGAAAACCAAGAUGAGGAGUGGACUGUUGAGAACAAGUGGCUUGCCAAGCCUUCGGGAUUCCGCGUCAAGCUUUCGACUCGUAGUUAG